Pelobates fuscus (common spadefoot toad) is the source of this 4511-nucleotide messenger RNA. It is a transcript of the gene SNAP23, whose product is annotated as synaptosome associated protein 23. Gene Ontology annotation, biological process: synaptic vesicle priming; synaptic vesicle fusion to presynaptic active zone membrane; exocytosis. The record is from RefSeq and is a predicted model, not a curated record. Gene Ontology annotation, molecular function: syntaxin binding; SNAP receptor activity. The coding region runs from base 51 to 668 and encodes 205 amino acids. Gene Ontology annotation, cellular component: SNARE complex; plasma membrane. The transcript is spliced from 7 exons. Lineage: Eukaryota; Metazoa; Chordata; Amphibia; Anura; Pelobatidae.
AAAAAUAUACAAAUAAAUAAUAAAAAAAAAAAAAAAAAACACACGUAACCAUGGCUGACAUGACAGUAGAAGAUUUUCAGCUUCGGGCCAAUCAGGUCACAGAUGAGUCACUCGAGAGUACACGCCGAAUGAAGAAUCUGGCAGUUGAGUGUCAAGACACUGGAAUCAAAACAAUCAAUAUGCUGGACGAGCAAGGCGAACAACUAAAUCGAGUCGAGGAAGGGUUGGACCAGAUCAACAAGGACAUGCGAGAGGCAGAGAAAAACCUAACUGAACUCAAUAAGUGUUGUGGUCUCUGUGUCUGCCCGGGAAAGAGGCCAAAGAAUUUUGAGACCGGCGAAGUCUACAAAAAGACUUGGGGUGGCAAAGAUGGAGCCUCCGACGAGGUUAUUUCAAAGCAACCACAUCAAAUGAAUGCACAGCAAACCCGCCCAGGACAGAACGGUGGCUACAUUAAGAAGAUCACAAAUGAUGCUCGUGAAGAUGAAAUGGAAGAAAAUUUGCAAGAGGUGGGCGGCAUACUGGGACAGCUUAAGAACAUGGCUCUAGACAUGGGCAAUGAGCUUGACUCGCAGAACAAACAGAUUGGUAGAAUCAAUGAAAAGGCGGAGGUAAACAAAGCUCGCAUCGAUCAAGCGAACACCACAGCGAAGAAGCUCAUUGAGUGAAGACUUCAACUUCUUUAGCCUUUUUAAACUGUAUGGCAAAAAUGCUUUUCUGUAAUUGUCUGGGGUCUUUAGGGAGGCAAAUUCUCCUUCCCACCUUAACCGUGGAAGGUGUGUCUCCAUUUUCCUAAAUACAUGAAUACAAAGCAUAAUUGGUCUGAGGUAUGUCUACACGAAGAAUGCUGUACAUGCUCUGCUGCAACUUGUUUACCCAGGGGAGUGUAAUUGUACAAGGUCAACUCUUCCAGCACCACUGUAUUUAUUUUAAUUUCUCUGUUCUUUAAAGCAAAUAUACAACAUAUGAAGGUGAACUUGACAUGGAGAAUUUUAGCACACAUCGGGCGUUUUUUCCUAUAGCCUAGGUGCUUUGAUAUGCAAGUUGUAUCUUUGCUUUAAAUAUACAUUUGCGAUCACUUUAUUUUAUGUAACCUCUGAAAUCUGUGAACUUGUCAUGUCGUUUUUGAGAAGUGCCUUUUACCAAAGAAUGUUAGACUCAAUCAUGCUGUGUUUUACAGUGUGUAUACUCUUGAGAGAGCCUCUAUUCCAGAUUUUACUUUCCAUUGCUUGCAGUUCAACAUUGUUAAGCGUUUUGACGUCUUAUAAUGCCGUAACUAAAUGGUAGAAAUUGGUUUUGGAUCAUCAUAACUUUUUAUUGCCUGUCUGAGCCUUUGAAAUCUCUGCCCUUUUGCCUAAUGAUUUGUAAGUUCUAAAAAGGGUUUUAAAGGCCAGCGUUGCUUCUCGCAUUGUGACAGUCCAUCCCUGAACACGUCUGGGCUGGGUUUAAAAGGGAUUCUCCACUAAAACCAAAACUCUUUGAAACUGGAAGGAACGUCAUAGGCAGCUUGUAGCUACAAGACUAAGAACGUGAGUUGACGCAUAAACAAUGUCCCUGUCUCUAGUAACUUCAUCAGGGUUUAUUUGCUAAAUUGAGAAUUCAAAGUUCAUUUUACACGUAAGGUCAAAGUAGUGGAACCAGAAAAACUCUCCAAGUCCAGUAUGCUUUUUGUUGGGCUACUCCAGCUUUAUACUUGAAAUCCACUUUGAAUUCUUUCUUUGGUAAAUCAUCCUGUAUAUUAAACAUGCAUUGUUGCAGUUAUUAUUUUUUUUUUUACUAAUUAUGCACAUAUAGGGCUAGUCAUUCUGCUUGGCACCAAUUUAAAAUACCUUGUAUAAAAUAUUUUAUUUUUAACUCUGAACACCUUAAAUUUGCAAUAUAUUGUCUACUAGUAGUAUUCCUUUUUAUACAUCAUUGUAACGUCUGAAUAAAGUUCACCAUGUGACUAUAUUGGCAGUUGUUCUGUCCCAAGCGUCACAAUUCAACAUGGUUGAGACUCGGAAUGAAUUGUGACCUGAAUGUUUGUUUGAUCUCAUGUACAGCCCUGUACCAAUGAGCCCCAAGCAGAAUCUGCACGGGGUGGGAGUUUCACAGUAAAGUGUAAAGAAAUCAAACUGAAUCUCGCAUUUUAGGCUGAAUAUACAGCUGAUUUUGUACAAUUCUAUCCAAAAUUUGAAAUUCUUGACUGUUCACAACAGGAACACUACCCAGAAAGCAGAACUGUUUGUUUUUUAUCUUAAUGAUCUGAUCUAAGUGUACCAAGUAAUACGCUUUAUUUUACUUUUGCUAAAACUUCAACUUACCUGAGCACACUAGGAGAGGAGAGUGAUUAUAAAACCUAUUUGGCAAUAUGCAUCAUCGAAGUUGCAUUAAAAGAUAGUCAUUACCCAGUAUUCAAGACUAGGCCCCAUCUAGGGAUGUUCAAACAUUAACAUGGUUAUUCGCUAAAGCAGGCAUAGGCAACCUUCGGCACUUCAGAUGUUUUGGACUACACCUCCCAUGAUGCUCUGCCAGCAUUGUGUAAGAGCAUUAUGGGGGAUGUAGUCCACAAUAUCUGGAGUGCCGAAGAUUUGCCUAUCCCUGCGCUAAAACUAGAAUGCAAAGUGAAUUUCACAUUUAAAGGGACACUAGAGUCACUAAAACAUAAACUUAAUGAAGCAGUUGUGGUGUAUAGAUCAUGCCGUGCAGCCUCACUGCCCAAUUCUGAAAUUUAGAAGUUAAAUCACUUUGUUUAUACAGCCCUAGCCACACCCUCCUGCAAGUGACUUGCACAGCCUUCCUAAACACUUCCUGUAAAGAGUCAUCUAAUUUUUAAACUUCCAUAAUUGCGAAAUCUUUCAUUUAGAUAGAAUGUCUUAUCUCUUGCUUAGUUAAUAGCUUGCUAGACCCUGCAAGUGCCUACUUUUAUGUGAUGAAAGUUCAGUUUUAAGAGCAGGAGAUAAACUUUCUAAGUUACAUCUGAUUGACAUUUGAACCAUUCUGUUUUCAUGCAGGCUGUCAGUCACAGCUGGGUAGGGGUGAAUAGGGCUGCAUAAACAGAAACAGUGAUUUAACUCCUAAACAGCUGAUAAUUUAGCAGUGAAACUUCAGAGGCAUGAUCUAUACACUCCAUGUAGACCGCUCAUUAAGUUAAAGUUGUUUUUGUGACUAAAGUGCCCCUUUAAGUUCAAAAUGACCAAACUGGAAAAACGCUAGAUCAUCCAUGCUUUCAGUUCAGCUACUAUCUGUUCUAAAGAGCUUAGUUCUUAGGACAGUAAGGAUGAUUUUAGGUAAGCAGCAAACUCAUAUCACGCCAAAUGGCCAGCAAGACUAUAUAGGUUAACAGAUUUAGUUAUUACCAACACACACAUCCAUAAUUUAUCCUUUUUUUACAAGGAUAGACAGAAUUCCUUCCAAGACGCAGCGAUGCUUACUACCUCUAUCCAGCGUUCCGUUUUCUCAUUUGUUGCUGGAUUUAAUAGAAACGUAUUGCUAUUUCACACAUGGUGGUUACAAAAACAUUUAAUCUCUUUAGUAAUUCUUUGCAAAGUCUUCUCAGUUCCUCAAAAAAAGAAAGGAAAACGAGAUAAAGAGGGUUAGUUUGGUGUGAUGAUUUGCAUGUAAAAUGCAAUAGUUGCAAGAUGGGGAGUGUGUGGACAUUGUCAAAGCAUUUUAGAAACCGAUUGAAAAUCUUCGUGUUCAGCACAAAAUGUUUCAUUGUAGUCUGCUUUGUUACAAUUGCUGCUGACGUGACCCAGUCUGAAUGAUAGUUUAGUGACAAUGUGAAUGCCGAUUUGUACAAUAGGAUAUCUGUGAACUAUGAUUGUAACCUCAUUUUAAUUAUAUAUCCUAUGACUUUAAUAUGCUCAAACUGUAUUUUCUAUGAAACAUUAUCUCCUAUAUUGGCUGCUCUCUCUUCUCUUGCAUCAAAGCAUCAAGGGAGUUUAGUUAUACAACAUCUGCCACCCCUGCUGUAAAAAAAUGUUCUGGAGGAACCGGCGAUGUACUCUAAUGCACAGCCCGGGAGCUGCUAGCUGUGGCUGUGUACGAAUGUUCUAACAGCUCUGUAUGUAGCAUGGAUGGUGAGUAGGGUGUACUGUCCUAUGGGUACUGCAAUAAAAAAUAUACAAUUUUUUUUUUCUUAAUCAAAACUUUACUAGCAGUAGUUUGCCUUGAGCUUUCACUAUUAGUUUACUUAGGAUUUCCUUUUUACACACUAGCACCUUACUAGCUUUUCAGACUUCAAGACGUUUUCAACAUAAAAUGAAGGCGUGCAGAGAUUACCUCUGCCAAUGCAAUUCUCACUCUGCUUGCCGACCACUGCUGCUUACUGUGCAGAUGUUGAGCAAUAAAGAGAUCUAUUGCCACCCAUCCAGUUUUAUUCCAGGAGACUCCGUCUGUUUUGUUAGCAGUGCACCUUUUAUAGGAGGAGAUGUGAUGGAUUAUUAUAAAAGGCUGGCCUUUCUAGAAGCACACCGAUGCCAUUAUUGUGUCUUAAUACUUGCCAUGCACAGUGGUGUUAAGUGUUUGUU